GUCACCAAAGAGUACCGUGAUUUACGAUAUAGGUCUCGCGAUGAUACCUCAUAUCUGGACUAGCCUACCACAAGAGGCCUACAGAAGUCAUGGAUUCCUUCAACAAUCAAUCCACUCAUUAGUUCGCGCCUCAGCCAAUUCUCAGCAUCCGCCCAACGAUGAUGAAUAUCUAGAGCUGCUCAAAAGAUGCGGGCAACUUCCGCCGGAGCUCAUUACAAUGAUUUGGGACUGCAUUUCCCCUGGCAGUGUACGCUCGAUUCUGGCCCUCCCGGCUACGAAACAUCUCUGGUCCGCCCCUUCUGUCACAAACGGAACUGCGACUCUCUCCUUGAAUUGUGACCUCUUUUUAUACUACACUCAUGUGAUGAAGCAGAGAUAUGUGUGUGGCCUUGGCCAGGGAGACGUAGUGUACGGCCACAAAAGCGAGUGUUCUACAGCCAUAUCGGUUCCUUCCUCGAAAGCGGCAAUGAUAUUCACAAUGGAUAUUCAUGGGCUUUCUCAGCUGGAAUUUGUGUCAGAAGUACCAAGCGCCGAACCGAACAAGACAAUGUCUAACACUCGGUUCCGUGGAGUCGUUUAAC
Messenger RNA from Aspergillus japonicus CBS 114.51, 581 nucleotides. RefSeq lists its product as uncharacterized. NCBI's taxonomy places the organism in Eukaryota, Fungi, Ascomycota, Eurotiomycetes, Eurotiales, Aspergillaceae. The transcript has a single exon. The record is from RefSeq and is a predicted model, not a curated record. Bases 41 to 580 code for a protein of 179 amino acids.